Messenger RNA from Halteromyces radiatus, 1757 nucleotides. RefSeq lists its product as uncharacterized. Lineage: Eukaryota; Fungi; Mucoromycota; Mucoromycetes; Mucorales; Cunninghamellaceae. Bases 76 to 1440 code for a protein of 454 amino acids. The record is from RefSeq and is a predicted model, not a curated record. The transcript is spliced from 5 exons.
AAAAAAAAAAAAAAAAAGACUCUUCUAUUUCUGUAUUUAUAUCUUAUCUUGGUGACAAGAAUUAUUCUUACUAUUAUGUCCCAACCAACCAUGAAAGACAACAAUCAAAUAGGGAAGGCUUCUUCCUCAUCUGCCUCCAACAAACCCUCUCUCACAUCUAUUCUCUCAAAAUGCUAUACCACUGCUUCAAAUGAAUUCGAAAAAUUUUGUACUGCUUGGGGAUUUAUCACAAGACCAUUACAGAUACCUGAUCAACUGAAAUCAACUACAGAACUUAAUAUCAAUGGAAAACGAAGACGAGAAAGCCUUGAUAACAGCAAUCUGACAAACUUUCAUCUUGGCAAUCCCAAUAAUUCUAAUGCUGUAUAUGGUCGUAUCAUUCCUGAUGAACACCGGUUUCUACGUACUUCAGCAGCAGCAGCAACAACAACGACAACGACAAGUAAUUCUAAUCAGGAACAACAAUCGAUACCUUCCAACAAACGACAAAAAUUGAUAUUGAAUAAUCCAGAAACAUCAACCAACAACAACUUGACAACCACCUCCAAUAAUGAUACUCCUUUUUUGACACAAUCCUCUUCUACAAAUCAAGAUGACAAUAACCCAUAUAUUAACAAAAGUAAUACCAAAGUCACUUUAGAUAAGUCUCCAAGACCUACAUCAAAUGCAAAGGAAAUGCAAUCAACGGCGACUUCAUCAUCCACCGUAGAAACAACUAGUACACCAAAAGAAACGGCAAUGAACACUAUGAUCCACGGUUAUUACGAUCUAGACGGCCUAUCUGGAGAGGAUGAUCGACUUGCAAGGCUAGAAAAAGAAAUACAAGCUAUUGAAUCUUCGUUAAUCGAUUUAUCAUCACCUCCACGUACAUUGUCAUUUCCACGGCGUCAACAACAAUCAUCACCUGCACGGGGACACAGCAGAAUCUUCGUUUUAUCAAGGACAUUACAUCCAGAUCCUGAUCCCAUUUUUAGUUCUCCAGUAUCACCAACAAAAGAUUCAACUGUUUCAAAAAAAGAAACAACACAUUAUGACCUCCGUACUAAUAUAAUGCCACCUACACCAUCACCACGUUCAUUAUCCAAACCUACCAGAACAAAUGCUACCAGUGCGAACGAUAUCUCUCAUAAAACAACAACAUCAACAAAUUCAACUUCAAUUUUAUCAACGUCAACGUCAAUAUUACCCACCAAGAGCCCUCGUCAUGUAUUUGUUAAUAACCACAAAGUUUUGAAUUCCUCUCCAACUGUAGUAUACAAACCUCGUAAGUCAUUUGAUUAUCGUACUGAACACAAGAAUGCAAUGGAUAUCAUCAUCACUCAGAUUCCAAAGGUCAAAUUACGUCGUACGGAUAUGAUUCGAGGACCGGAUGGCGAACUAAAACCUAAUCCUGUGUGGAAAGAAAUUUACGAUAAUGGAAGAUGGAGUCGGCCUCUCUGAAUGGAAUAUAAUGUUGUCAUCAUGAUGAUUGAUUCUUUGUUUGGUAUAUAUAUAACCCUUUAGUUAUUAUUAUUCUACUUCCUAUAUUGCCUUUUACUAUUAUCUUGUUAUUAUUUAUUUAUUUUAUUUUAUUAUAUUAUAGUAAUUCAUUAUUAUCAUGAUGAUACUAGGAAAUAGUCCUCCCGUCAUAUUAUGUUUCCAUCUACAAAUGUCAUCUUCUCCCUUGUUUCUCAUAUAGUAGUAGUUUGUACAUAGAAUUAUGCCAUUCAUUUCCAUUACUCUAUUCUCCACUGUAUAUAAUAAACUAUUUUCUUCCA